Molecule: messenger RNA, 1137 nt
Organism: Dicentrarchus labrax (European seabass)
Lineage: Eukaryota; Metazoa; Chordata; Actinopteri; Moronidae
Exons: 5
Coding region: 1-672 (223 amino acids)
Source: RefSeq, a predicted model, not a curated record
AUGCAUCACCUGCAGCUCUCGGUGUGUGGGAAGGUGAGCGACAGAAAAAAAAAGAAAAAAGAAAAAAGAAAAAAGAGAGAAACCUCGUCCUCAUUUGGCGGUCAAACGGUGAUAUUUUGUGAGUGUUGUGAUAGAAAUGUCACAGGAGCGACUCCGACGGAGUGUUUUCCUCGCGCUUUUCUGAACUAUUCCGGGAGUGAGUUCUUCGACUCAACUGUGAUCCAUAUCACCCGCCAUUGCUGCGUGGAGGCUCUGGGUUCAUCGGACCGCAGUGUGGACAUCAGUGUGGACAUCAGUGUGGGGCUGUACGGCAUCCCAACGAAGGUGUCUCCCUUACGGGGGCCGGUCCAGGACCAAACACGGGAACGGUUGGAGGAAAUUGACAUAAGGAACACUCACUGCUGUUAUUGGUGUGCUACACCAGAAACUCGAAGCAGGCUGUCAGGGGGGACAGCAGCAGCGGUGACAUCCUUCGAGGGUAUCCAACCUGUGGCCACUGACGCGGGGGCAGCAGGUGGAAUGAGGACGGCGGCAGACAGUGCUGUGUCCCCACGAGGAUGGCAGCUCCACUUUGAUCCAAUGCAUGAUUCAUCACAGGCUGACUUGACCAAGGACAACCAAGGAGCUCUGUACAAAAACUUUUCAUCACAUUUCCUAAAAGUAUCGAGUUAAUUUAUACCUGAAUACUAAGGGUGGCGGUUUAUGGGGCUUUCUCAGGGAAGGUUUAUAUGAACGUAAUAAGGUGUCACUGAUAUGGUUUUAUAAACAUUAUAGACCCCAGUAUUGGCAUCCAUAGCUUUCAGUAAGGGUUAUGGAUAAUGAUGUAGUUGUCCAUCAUGCUGACAAUCCUGAAAUUAUUUAUCUUCUACAUUCUCAGCCAGUGAAACUCCAAAAACAGACAUUUUUUGAAAGACUACAUUCCAGUGUUGGACCUUCUCCGCAUACCAAUCACUGUAACAAAGCUGGACGAUGUGUCUUCUGACUACAACAGUGUAUUCAUGAGUCACAAUGAGGCUCACAAAUAAAUGACCAUGCCCCUUGUGAUUCACUUGUUCAAGUGAAAAACUUGCUCUGUUUCUUUCACUUUGAAUGGACAGUUUUGACAUUGUAUGUUGCAUCUUUUGUCAUUUCUGUGAA